AUGAGUUUUACUGAGAAGGAUCAGACAAUGUCUGAAGAUCAGGCUGUGGGGAAGGAUCAGACAAUGCCUAAAGAGUGGUUGAUACUUGGUGUGGAGGAAAAAAUUUAUGAUGGCAAAGCAAUAUCAGAUUUUCGGAAAAGUUUUGACUGUCUGGAGAGCAAUCAAUUGAAAGUAUGCUCCUUGUGCCUUUCAAUUUUCCCAGAGAAUAGCAUCAUAAAGAAGAGACCCCUUAUUUACUGGUGGAUAGGAGAGGGUAUGGUCACUAAAACCUCAGAAAAGACUGCAGAGGAGGUUGGAGAAGAUGUCUUUGGACAAUUGAUAAAUGAAAGCUUCAUAAUCCCCAAAGUUGAGAAUCAUUCUCCCAAUAUAAACAGUUUUAUCGUGCACCCUUGGAUUCGAAGAAUGCUGAUCUCGGUUGCAAAAGGACUUCACUUUUUUAAAUUUACUCCCUCGGGGAUGCCUCGCAAUGGUCAUCGUCGUGCAUUCUUAUUUGCCCAUCUUUGGGAUUCAUACGAUACAAUGAGAGACAAUCCUCUUACGGUUUUCAAUGUGAAUUGUGAAUAUCUUACAUUUAUACCUGACUGGCUCUCGAGGUUGAAUAGGGUUGAGGUUCUUCAGUUGGGCCGGUGGCAACACUCUGUCGAGCAUCAUAUUGAAGUGGAAAAUGAAGAUUUGACAGUUGAGUCAAAGGAGAAAAAGAAAAAGCAAUAUGAACUCUCUGUGAAUGGUUUGGGAAGUCAGACAUCCCUAAGAUAUCUAAGCCUCAGAGGCGUUUCUAGAUUGACUUACCUACCUUGUUCGGUGCUUAAACUAAUAAGCCUUGAGAUUCUUGAUUUACGUGCAUGUCAGAGUCUAGAGAAACUGCCUUCUGAUAUAUCAGCACUGAGAAAUCUUACUCACUUGGAUGUGUCAGAGUGUUACCUGCUCGAAAGCAUGCCAGACGUUAAAAAGGUUAAGGAAAUUGAGCAUACGAAUUGGGAAUGA
Molecule: messenger RNA, 984 nt
Organism: Coffea eugenioides
Lineage: Eukaryota; Viridiplantae; Streptophyta; Magnoliopsida; Gentianales; Rubiaceae
Product: disease resistance RPP13-like protein 4
Exons: 2
Coding region: 1-984 (327 amino acids)
Biological process (GO): defense response to other organism
Source: RefSeq, a predicted model, not a curated record